Microcebus murinus (gray mouse lemur) is the source of this 886-nucleotide messenger RNA. NCBI's taxonomy places the organism in Eukaryota, Metazoa, Chordata, Mammalia, Primates, Cheirogaleidae. The record is from RefSeq and is a predicted model, not a curated record.
ACGGCCUGGAGGACUCGGAGGGUUUACGGGGACGGACCGCAGAGGUUGUCUGAAGGCCGAGGCCAAGAUGGCGGCGCUAGCGGCUCCUGGCCUGCUCUGCUCCCGGAUCCUAGGUGCACGCAGCUCCAGCGUGGGCACCGCUGUGCUGGCCCGAGACGUCCAUCAGAGCGCAGCUGCUGACGGCCCGAGCAGUUCCCAGCCCACCGUGACGAAGGCCGGAUCUGUGUUACCGAAACGAACUGCGCUUCCCAGCAGCCGGGGCGAGUAUGUGGUGGCCAAGCUGGAUGACCUCAUCAACUGGGCCCGCCGGAGCUCGCUGUGGCCCAUGACCUUCGGCCUGGCCUGCUGCGCUGUGGAGAUGAUGCAUAUGGCCGCACCCCGCUACGACAUGGACCGCUUCGGCGUGGUCUUCCGGGCCAGCCCUCGCCAGUCUGACGUGAUGAUUGUGGCUGGCACGCUCACGAACAAGAUGGCCCCGGCGCUCCGAAAGGUAGCCCUCCUCCCUGCCGCCCGCCACCCCGCCACCUGGGCGCUGAGCUGCACACAGACCCUUCUCCGUGUCUUCCAGGUCUAUGACCAGAUGCCAGAGCCCCGCUACGUCGUGUCCAUGGGGAGCUGUGCCAACGGAGGUGGGUACUACCACUAUUCCUACUCGGUUGUGAGGGGCUGCGACCGCAUCGUGCCGGUGGACAUCUAUGUCCCAGGCUGCCCGCCCACGGCCGAGGCGCUGCUAUAUGGCAUCCUGCAGCUGCAGAGGAAGAUCAAGCGGGAGCAGCGGCUCCAGAUCUGGUACCGCAGGUAGUGCCGGCGCCGAGGGAGCUGCCGGAACCCAGUCUGUGUUGUCCCUGGAGAUUGUCAAUAAACCUGCCCUCGGGCCCACUGCCUG